Porites evermanni is the source of this 4566-nucleotide messenger RNA. Lineage: Eukaryota; Metazoa; Cnidaria; Anthozoa; Scleractinia; Poritidae. The record is from the annotation of a GenBank genome assembly.
UUUGAAGGAAAUCUUUUCUUAACAGCUAAAAAGAACUGCGCUGAGCGUUACAAAGCUGGCGAAAGAAUCAGCGAUGUUUAUACAAUCGACCCUGAUGGUCAAGGUGCCUUUGAUGUGUUCUGUGACCAAACAACAACUGGAGGGGGGUGGACAGUGUUCCAAAAGAGACUGGACGGCUCGGUUGAUUUCUACCGCGGCUGGGCUGACUACAAGCGGGGAUUUGGUAACCUGAAUGGCGAGUUUUGGCUUGGAUUGGACAAGAUUAACCGGCUGACCAAAUCAAAUAACAGGCUUCGAGUUGAUCUGGAGGACACUACAGGCAAAACCGCUUACGCUGAAUACGACAUGUUUGCAGUUACAAGCGACAGGACUAAGUACCAACUUAGUCUAGGAAGUUACUCAGGUAAACUACAGACAUAGCGUGUGAAAAAUUGCAUUUAAUGUUGUAUUUUUAUUCGCCUCCUCUCACUUGUCUUGCCUUCUUUAUUGUCCUUAGUUAUAUUAAUAACCUUGGAAACUUAAUAACUUUAUGGAGAUUCAAAAGGAACUUAUCAACUAUUCCCAAAUUAACCCCUCUCAUUCACUUAAAUACUUUAUAUAACCUUCAGGUAUUCUUGAAUAUUCUUUUCCUAGGAACUGCAGGUGACUCUUUAUCUUCCCAUCGUAGCCGGCCAUUUGCCACUAAAGAUAAUGGUAGCGAAUCAUCCCGUAACUGUGCCUUGACCUUCAAAGGAGCUUGGUGGUACCAUGGAUGUCACCAGUCCAAUCUGAAUGGUUUUUAUCACCAUGGUUCACAUUCAUCGUAUGCUGAUGGUGUCAACUGGAAUGCAUGGAAAGGAUAUUACUACUCUGUAAAGAGAGCUGAGAUGAAGAUCAGACCGGUGAACUUUUAGAGCUAUCUUAGAGUGCCAUGAAGAUCACCACCCCUAACAAGCUGAGCAUAGACUUUGAAUAUGAUAGACAGUUCGACCAUGGUAUACCAACGUUGUAGAACUAUUGGUAGAGUCAAUUGCUGUUAGCCGGAUAAUAAGCGUUUCUAGGCGUUUCCGUUUUUCUAGUUGUAUGAUUUAAAGAUAUACGUAUUUCGACAAGUUAUUAUGCCAGCCUUCACUUAACUUUCCUUCGGUAGGGUAGCCUGCGUAGCAUGGCGGUUUUGGUUGGGCGCGCUAAGUAAUGAGGGCGGGCGAGGGCAGAGAAACCGCGACGAGAUUGGGGCGGGAGCAACUCUCGCGGCUUCGCCGCUCGUUCUCGCGCUUCGCGCGCGAAUUUCGCGGCUACGCCGCUCGUGCGCCCGGCUCGACAAUACCGCCAUGCUACGCAGGCUAUCGGUAGGGUAUAUUGAUAGAUGAAUAAAGUCACAUGACAUGUUAAUCUUGUAUAUGGAAUAGAUUUUUAAAGCAUCUAAAUAACCUAGGCAUGAAAGUUGUCUCCAGUGGAAAGCCUCACCACUGGUUACCGGUAAGAGCCCAUAAACUCCUGUUACCAGCCAGUUUCAAACGGUCAGUCUGAAACGUUAGGUGUUAUGCUUUGAAAAACUGACCCCUAGCGUCUUCUUGAGUGCUCUGUUCCGUUUCGUGGGAAGGUGGGAGGGAGUAGUUACUCUAGAACUGCCCUAGCAUAACCUUUGCUCUAGAACUGCAUGCUUUAUGAAUGCUCCCGUAGAGAAAAUAUAUUAAGACCACCAUUCACACAAUUUUCGUUGAUUCUCCCUUUCAUGGGGUAUCAGUUUUCUUUGCCGUAAAAGAAGUCAUAGAACAUAGAAGACUACAACUGUACAUAAAAAAAUGACAAUACGUUAAGUUACUGACCGUUUUCUAAAUCUUCAAAGUCUACACGAUUCUUACCGAAACUUUUUUCCACUAAUUGGAAAAACUUUACCAUGUUUAAAGAAAGGUGAAGUUUGGCGAAAGGUUUUUUGAAACAAAAUUAUUGCCACGCUUGUCACACAAAGUUUGCCGUCUUCUUUCCUCUCCCGUCCUGCUACGUAAGUUCACUAAUCACUCAUAUGAUUAAAGGCCGAAUUGGACUCCACUCAGUCGCAUUACCAUUAUGAAUUUCCCUUUAAUAGGACCAAGGUUUAAGUUCCACAGCUAAGCAAAAAUUAAGGGAGGUCCCACUCCAUGCCCCGCCAAACUGCUGGAUUCAUUUUCAGAUCAGUAAAUAAUCGAAUACAUUCUAGGAAGGAAUACUUCGGGUCGAUGAUCUAAAAGAUAGAAAAAUAAGUUGCUGUGUAUGCAUUCAUGAUAAAGUGCGUUCUUUUGAAUGCGGAAACCUAAAUUACUAGAUAGUGAUACCCGCAAAAGUUUUCGCUCUGCUUGGUGACCUUUGUCCGAAUUUCUUGCGUUGCCGUCCACUUACUGGCCAAAAAGCUCUUGGUGACAUUUAUGGAAAGUGGUUGUUUCUGCGUUAAUCCAUAAGCCUGCAUGCACACGUUUCCUAUUUUUUGUUUCACACGUCUUUUACACUUGGAACAAAAGAGUAGUCCGCUGUAAUACAACUACUGUCAACUGAAAUCCAACAAGGAAGUAAAAGACAUUUCACGAAUAAAAAUAGCUUCAAAUGGUUAGUACAUAAACUACAGGUGUUAAGGAGGGGUGCGAUUUCACGACUGAGAACACAUUUAGUAAUGUGUGUUUAGUAUAUGUGAGGGAAUUUAUUAUCCUUAUUUACUCUGUAAUACAAGAUAUGCUCAGAUAUCAGAUUCCAAAGUCCAGAAAUGUUUGGUAUCCACCCAUAGCCCAAAAAAACAUAUGGAAAAACAUUGUGUUGGAUAAGAUCAUAUCUGAGUUAAAUCGCGGUUUUCAAUUGUUUAUUAGGACUUUACAUUGCCAUUCAAAGUUGGAAAAGUGAAGAAGCACGAUGUCUUGUGUUUUUGUGUCUUCAAGUUGGAGUCUUCUGAUCUUACUGUUGUUUGAGAACACCCAGCAAACUUUCGCUAAACCAGCAAAGAGACUUGCAGAUGCUGCCUCGGUGCCUAAUCAAACCUAACAUUGCAAUAAUGUGUAUUUCUACGAGGCGCCGAACGAGAAGAUCGCUACAAUGCUGAAAGAAAUAAAGGAACAACUGGGUCAGCUACAAACCGAGAUCAAUAUUCUAAAAGGAAACAAGACUAAUGAGAAAGGUAUAUAUUCCCAACGGUCUGUGUGCCUAGACCAACUCAUGAAGUGCCAUUCAGUCCUUGGGAUUUUUUUCGUGUUAUCAUGAUGAUCAUAAGAGUUUUUAAUAUUUCGAUAAACAGGGAAUGGCAUGAUUACCACUUAUUUAUCUUUAAAACAGAUUUCAUAACUCGAACCUGUACGUUAGGUUUUUGGGCUGUUGAUAGAAAGGCUAGAGCUUUGACUCAAAGCACUUCCUCCUGUGGUGUGGCUGAAGGAAGGAAUUCUUAAUCACGUUCCUACCUAGGGCUAACAAACUCUUGCAAGUUAUUCCCAUAUAAAAAAAAAAAACAGCCUUAAUCCACUUUCUUUAAAACUUAGUACAAAGGGAAAAAAAAUUUAGACUAGCAACUUCUCCCGGUUUUAAAAGAAUGUCGGUCUGUGAAAAACCGAAAAAAGAUAGGAUAAUCAGGAUUCAAAAAAUCGCUGCCUCGAUGACUUAGUUCAUUAACGUAGUUUUCUCAAAAUAAUAUCAGUUGUGCUCUGAUGAUCUCAUUAAGAAAUCGUUUGCAGAUAGAAUAAUAUUCUAGGUGUCUACAAUUAUUAGUAACAUGGCUCCUACCUCUGAGGAGACUCUUAUUCCCCCAAAGGAGACCAAUCUGCGUGUGGCGCAGGAAUUAUUUUAUCCCAAAAAUUCACCCUUUGAGCCCUAAGAGUCACCAGCAUCAAAUUUCUCCUUGUAAUAUCAAUGCUUUAGAAAACAGAGUGGUCAUGAGAAUUGAGUACAUGAUCAGGGAAGAUGAGUCUAUCUGAUAUUUCAACAAAUUCUCCCAACUACUUCUAUUGAAAGAGUAUAAGGCCAGUAAAUGAGAAUCUCAAUUUUAAUCUAAGGGUUUAAAAGGUUAAAGGAGCCGUGCUCUAAUACAGUGUGAUCUCAUUUAUCCAUUUCUUUGCGAAUAACACUAAGCGAUAUCUUCAUGAAUAAAAAUGUUGCCUUUCUUUCCUAAACAUAGUAAGUGAGACCAAAAUCUGCAAUAAUUCUUUCCCUAUGCAUGCUAGGCGCCGAACAUCCUUGUCAUUUUCAUAACUGGAAAUACGUGCAUUGCAUACCCUCGUGAGGCCCGGGAGAGGAGGCUUUAUAAUGUUAGGGAUGGGAGUGACGGAUAGCGGGAGAGAAAUAGAGUAAAUUGUGUAAUUAGGCAGUGCGGGUUUCAAAACCGGCGCAUAAUCACAAUUGAAAAUAAUAUAAGUCAAUCUUUUCUGAACAGCUAAAAAGAACUGUGCUGAGCUUUACAAAGCUGGCGAAAGAAUCAGCAGUGUUUAUACAAUCGACCCUGAUGGUCAAGGUGCCUUUGAUGUGUUCUGUGACCAAACAACAACCGGAGGGGGGUGGACAGUGUUCCAAAAGAGACUGGACGGCUCGGUUGAUUUCUACCGCGGCUGGGCUGACUACAAGCGGGGGUUUGGUAAC